Messenger RNA from Vitis riparia (riverbank grape), 3411 nucleotides. RefSeq names its product transcriptional repressor ILP1. The coding region runs from base 86 to 2884 and encodes 932 amino acids. NCBI's taxonomy places the organism in Eukaryota, Viridiplantae, Streptophyta, Magnoliopsida, Vitales, Vitaceae. The transcript has 6 exons. The record is from RefSeq and is a predicted model, not a curated record. Gene Ontology annotation, molecular function: DNA binding. Gene Ontology annotation, biological process: mRNA splicing, via spliceosome. Gene Ontology annotation, cellular component: nucleus.
CUAGAACUCGCAUCUCUCUGAAUGGAAUCAAGGAAGGAAGGAAACCAGUCCGAGGAGCCGCUGUAAUCACAAUCCACCAUCGACCAUGAGCAGCAGACCCAGAAACUUCCGUCGCCGUGCCGAUGACGAUGACAACGACGAUACCAACGGCGACGGCCCUCCUUUAAUCAAACCUACCUCGAAACCCUCUACAACCACCGCUGCCGCCGCCAAACCGAAGAAGCCUCCGAAGCUCCUCAGCUUCGCCGACGACGAAGAAAAUGAAUCCCCAUCUCGUUCCUCCUCUCGCUCCACCCAACCCCCAUCUCGCCCAUCCAAGACAUCCUCUCGCUUCACCAAACUCUCCUCAUCGUCCUCCCACAAAAUCACCACCACCAAGGACCGCCUCACCCCCUCCUCCGCCUCUCUCCCCUCCAAUGUCCAACCCCAAGCCGGCACCUACACCAAAGAAGCCCUUCGUGAACUCCAAAAGAACACCAGAACCCUAGCCAGCUCUCGUCCCGCUUCCUCCGAACCCAAACCCUCACUCGAACCGGUCAUCGUCUUGAAAGGCCUUGUCAAACCCAUCUCGGCCGCCGAGGAUGCCGUGAUCGAGGAAGAAAAUGUUGAGGAGGAACCAGAAAGCAAAGACAAGGGAGGGAGGUCAUUUAAGAAGGAUACGGAGGAUACCGAAACCCGAUUAGCUUCGAUGGGAAUUGGGAAGGGUAGGGAUUCGAUUCCCGAUCAAGCUACAAUCAACGCUAUUCGAGCCAAGAGGGAGCGGCUCCGGCAGUCACGGGCGGCUGCUCCAGAUUAUAUCUCAUUGGAUGGAGGGAGUAAUCAUGGGGCGGCGGAGGGGUUGAGCGAUGAGGAGCCGGAGUUUCAGGGGCGAAUUGCGAUGUUUGGGGAGAAGCCUGAGAGUGGGAAAAAGGGCGUCUUUGAGGACGUGGACGAGAGGGGAAUGGAAGGGGGGUUUAAGAAGGAUGCACAUGAUAGUGAUGACGAGGAAGAGGAGAAAAUUUGGGAAGAAGAGCAAUUCAGGAAGGGGUUGGGGAAGAGGAUGGAUGAUGGGUCUAGUAGGGUGGUGAGUAGUAGUGUGCCUGUGGUUCAGAAAGUUCAGCAACAAAAGUUCAUGUAUUCUUCUGUAACUGCAUAUACCUCAGUGCCAGGUGUAUCUGCUCCUUUAAACAUAGGGGGUGCGGUUGGGCCACUGCCUGGUUUCGAUGCAAUGUCGUUAUCUCAGCAGGCUGAGCUUGCUAAUAAAGCGUUGCAUGAGAACUUGAGGAGGCUUAAGGAAUCUCAUGGCAGAACCAUGUCAUCACUGACUAGAACUGAUGAAAAUUUGUCUUCCUCACUGUCGAAUAUCACUACUCUUGAGAAGUCUCUUACUGCUGCCGGUGAGAAGUUCAUCUUUAUGCAAAAGCUUCGUGACUUUGUUUCUGUUAUAUGUGACUUUUUGCAGCAUAAAGCUCCUUUUAUUGAGGAACUUGAAGAGCAGAUGCAGAAGCUUCAUGAAGAGCGUGCAUCAGCUAUCUUAGAAAGGAGAGCUGCUGAUAAUGAUGAGAUGAUGGAAAUACAAGCAUCUGUUGAUGCUGCAAUGUCAGUUUUCACUAAAAGUGGUUCUAAUGAGGCAAUGGUUGCUGCUGCCAGAACUGCAGCUCAGGCUGCAUCUGCUGCCAUGAGAGAACAAACAAAUCUACCAGUGAAGCUAGAUGAAUAUGGUAGAGACAUAAACCUGCAAAAAUGCAUGGAUAAGAAUAGGAGAUCUGAGGCUCGACAACGUAAGAGAGAUAGAUGGGAUGCUAAAAGAAUGACAUUCUUAGAGAAUGAAAGUUCCCAUCAGAAAAUAGAAGGAGAAUCAAGCACUGAUGAGAGUGAUAGUGAGACUACAGCAUACCAGUCAAACCGUGAUUUGUUGCUUCAGACUGCUGAACAAAUUUUCGGUGAUGCAGCCGAGGAAUAUUCUCAACUUUCAGCCGUGAAAGAAAGAAUUGAAAGAUGGAAGAAACAGUACUCGUCAAGCUACCGAGAUGCUUAUAUGUCUCUAAGUGUACCUGCUAUCUUCUCUCCAUAUGUGAGAUUGGAGCUCCUAAAAUGGGACCCACUUUAUGAAGAAGCAGAUUUUGAUGAUAUGAAAUGGCACUCAUUGCUUUUCAAUUAUGGUUUGUCUGAAGAUGGAAAUGAUUUCAGCCCUGAUGAUGCUGAUGCUAACCUUGUUCCUGAACUGGUGGAAAGGGUUGCACUUCCCAUUUUGCAUCAUGAACUUGCUCACUGCUGGGAUAUUUUCAGUACCAGAGAGACAAAGAAUGCUGUUUCUGCAACAAACUUGGUUAUUAGGUACAUCCCAGCUUCCAGCGAGGCUCUAGGGGAAUUAUUAGCUGUCGUCCACAAGCGUCUUUACAAGGCUGUCACUAAUUUUAUGGUACCACCAUGGAACAUACUUGUAAUGAAGGCUGUGCCAAAUGCAGCACGAGUUGCGGCAUAUAGGUUUGGCAUGUCUAUUCGUUUGAUGAGGAACAUCUGCUCGUGGAAAGAUAUCCUUGCAUUGCCAGUUUUGGAGAAGCUUGUUCUUGAUCAGCUUUUGAGUGGACAAGUUCUUCCUCAUGUUGAAAACAUUGCAUCUGAUGUUCAUGAUGCAAUCACAAGAACAGAAAGGAUCAUCUCUUCUUUAUCUGGGGUGUGGGCAGGCCCAAGUGUCACAGGGGAGCGCAGCAACAAGUUGCAACCUCUGGUGGAUUAUGUUCUGAGACUUGGGAAGAGGCUGGAGAAAAGGCACUCGCCAGGCGUGACUGAGAGUGACACUAGCAGACUUGCCCGUCGAUUAAAAAGGAUGUUGGUUGAGCUCAAUGAGUAUGACAAGGCCAGGGAUAUAUCUAGAACUUUCCAUCUCAAAGAGGCACUCUAAAAUAAGAGAUGUUGGAGAGCUUAAUGAAUAGGAAAAUGGCAUGGGAAGAUCCAAAACCUCUCGUCUCCAGCAGGUGCUGCCAAAGGAAAGAUGUUGGUUCAGCUGGCCAGAUAUGUUAGUCUCCAUUAUGGGAGGAUAAUUUUUUACCCACUAGAAUCCAAUGAGGAUAAUUUCUUGAGGAUGUGUCACUCACCAAUGCCGUGCUGCAACAUAGUUCACUUCCCUGCCAACUUCCCCCCAUCAAAAGAGGGGAUUUGUUUUUUUUUUUUCUCAAAAUUAAUUUUGUUCUAAGCUGCAUGUCAUACUUAGAUGCAGUAUCUAAAGUUGUCUAGGUGGUACACGGAUGGAUGCUUAGGCAACUCUUUAAGUUCGUGACAUGUAGCUUCAAAUGGAUCUAAAUUUAAUCUUGUAAAAUUUUUGUUUGAGCGGUCAAUGUUUCUUUUGAUAGUUGAAAGUUUCAACCGUGUAACUAAGUAAAGAUGCAUCAGUGCCUUCUGAAAUCAAAAUUUUCUUGAUUAAACAUGUAU